Penicillium mononematosum is the source of this 1560-nucleotide messenger RNA. RefSeq lists its product as uncharacterized. Gene Ontology annotation, biological process: transmembrane transport. The transcript has 8 exons. The coding region runs from base 1 to 1560 and encodes 519 amino acids. Gene Ontology annotation, cellular component: membrane. The record is from RefSeq and is a predicted model, not a curated record. Gene Ontology annotation, molecular function: transmembrane transporter activity. NCBI's taxonomy places the organism in Eukaryota, Fungi, Ascomycota, Eurotiomycetes, Eurotiales, Aspergillaceae.
AUGGGGCGCGAGGACGGAAUCAUGUUGAACGUUCAACAUUCCUCGGUGGAGACCUCCUCCCUGAAGGCCCCCUCCCAGAGGGAAGGCACGGCGCAGGACAAACAAGACAUGUGGCGUGUCGGGCGAGACCAAGAACUGAAUAGGAACUUCAGGUUCCUUUCCGUACUUGGGUUUACAGCGGUGCUUAUGUGCACCUGGGAAGCAGUUCUCUUUGGUUCAUCUUAUGGAUUGACUAACGGUGGCAAAGGGGGUAUGAUAUAUACUUACCUAGGAGGCCUGGCAGGGUUCAGUUUCGUGAUCUUCUCAAUGGCUGAAAUGGCUUCCAUGGCCCCAUUGUCCGGUGGGCAGUAUCAUUGGGUGUCCGAGUUCGCACCCCCCAGUUCCCAGGCCCUAUUGAGUUACCUCACUGGAUGGAUUUGCGUAUUGGGUUGGCACACCGGUAUUGCAGGAUGCAGCUACACGGUGGCUAACAUGAUGGUUGGUGUGAUUGCCAUAAACUACCCUGACACGUAUACGUACGAGCGUUGGCAUGUCACACUGCUUGUCAUUGCGGUGGCCAUAGUAGCCUUGAUGUUUAACACAUUCCUGGCCCAGAAGCUUCCCUUGAUCGAAGGUAUUAUCUUGAUUGUGCACUGCUUCGGUUUCUUUGGGAUUUUGAUCCCACUUUGGGUGUUGUCCCCUAAGGUUCCUGCUUCUGAGGUAUUUGGCUCAAUCGAGAAUCGGGGUGGAUGGGAUAGCAAUGGACUGGCGUGUAUGGCGGGACUGGUUGGACCCAUCUAUGCCUUGAUUGGCCCCGACUCAGCGGUUCAUAUGGCGGAAGAAAUCCGAGAUGCAUCCCGGGUGCUCCCCAUGGGCAUGGUAUGGACACUAAUCCUCAACGGGUCCACCGGCUUGGUCAUGAUAAUCACAUUUGCAUUCUGUGUGGGCGACAUCGAUGAAGUGCUCAAGUCUGAAACAGGAUUCCCCUUCAUCCAGGUUUUCCUCAACGCCACGGGAUCAGUCAGCGCCACGACAGGCAUGACAGUAGUGAUCAUGAUCAUGCAGUUUUGUGCGGCAAUCAGUAAUGUCGCUACAACCUCCCGUCAGAUCUACUCUUUCGCCCGAGACAAGGGUCUUCCUUUCUCCGACUUCUUGGCACAGGUCAACCCAACAUUCACUGUUCCACUGAAUGCUCUUUGCGCCAGUCUCGUUAUCGUUUCUCUCCUCUCCUUAAUCAACAUUGGGUCUUCUGUGGCUUUCAACGCAAUUAUGUCCCUCGGCACAGCCGCCCUUCUGUCCUCCUACAUCAUUUCCAUCACCUGCGUUCGUCUUCGAAGAUGGCGCAAUCAGCCCCUACCACCGGCACGUUGGAGCAUGGGCAAGUUCACCCCAAUCUGUGACACCAUUUCCAUCAUGGUUUUGCUGUUUCUUCCCCUAACCAAGAAUGUGGACCUGACUACCAUGAAUUGGAGUGUGGUUAUCUUUGGGGGCGUUGUUGUGGUUUCACUAAGUUAUUAUGUACUUUAUGCCCGGAAAGUGUACAAGGGUCCAGUGACGCGGGUAAGGAUGAUGCAGCAAUAA